Messenger RNA from Impatiens glandulifera, 1209 nucleotides. RefSeq names its product 1-(5-phosphoribosyl)-5-[(5-phosphoribosylamino)methylideneamino] imidazole-4-carboxamide isomerase, chloroplastic. The transcript is spliced from 8 exons. The record is from RefSeq and is a predicted model, not a curated record. Gene Ontology annotation, molecular function: 1-(5-phosphoribosyl)-5-[(5-phosphoribosylamino)methylideneamino]imidazole-4-carboxamide isomerase activity. Lineage: Eukaryota; Viridiplantae; Streptophyta; Magnoliopsida; Ericales; Balsaminaceae. Gene Ontology annotation, cellular component: cytoplasm. Bases 85 to 1008 code for a protein of 307 amino acids. Gene Ontology annotation, biological process: L-histidine biosynthetic process; L-tryptophan biosynthetic process.
UCUAUUUCAGGAUUGUGCCGAAAUUUUAUUUCUACCUGGUCGAUUUUUUCCGUCGCCGAUCGCAGAGCUUUUCCGGCCAAAAGAAUGGAAGCUUACAGUCUAUCAGCUCCGGCAUCUUCGCCGGCCUUCUCCUCGAGCUCUUCAAUUCACGGUCGAAGAGUUAUCAGUACUCCGUGCUCUUUCAUUUCAAAACCUCGUGGUCUCAGCAUAAAUUGCGGCGUUCGAUUCCGCCCUUGUAUUGAUAUUCACAAGGGAAAAGUAAAGCAAAUUGUGGGUUCUACUCUUCGGGAUCUGAAGGAGGAUGAUUCAAGUCUGAUAACCAAUUUUGAAUCGAACAGAUCAGCAGCUGAGUAUGCGAAUCUCUAUAGAGAAGAUGGACUUAUUGGUGGCCAUGUGAUUAUGCUUGGAGCUGAUUCUUCCAGCAUAAAUGCAGCUACUGAAGCAUUGCAUGCUUAUCCUGGUGGAUUGCAACUUGGAGGAGGGAUCAAUCCAAGUAAUGCUCUUGAUUACAUACAAAAAGGAGCAAGUCAUGUCAUUGUCACGUCUUAUGUUUUCAACAAUGGCCAAAUGGACCUUGAGAGGCUAAAAGAGCUCAUUCGCAUUGUUGGAAAAGAAAGGCUUGUGUUGGAUCUUAGUUGCCGAAAGAAGGAAGGAAAAUAUGUUAUUGUUACCGAUAGAUGGCAGAAGUUCACAGACGUAUAUCUUGAUCAGAAGAUAUUGGAUUUUCUUGCAACAUAUGCUGAUGAGUUUCUUGUCCAUGGCGUUGAUGUUGAAGGCAAAAAAUUGGGAAUUGACGAAGAGCUCGUGGAAUUACUAGGGAGGCUUUCACCUAUCCCGGUCACAUAUGCGGGUGGAGUCACUGUGAUGGAGGAUUUGGAGAGAAUCCGAGUGGCUGGUUUGGGAGGAGUGGAUGUGACAGUUGGUAGUGCUUUGGAUAUCUUUGGCGGAAAUUUGGAAUACAAAGACGUGGUUGCUUGGCAUCUUGAGCAAAACAAAGUGGCCUUUUAACCAAGGCAGCUGGUUUUUCAGUCCUAUUUAUUUCUCUUUUUUAGAAUGAUUCAUCUUUCUUGAAUUUUCACAUUUUUGAAUUGAAUCUACAUCCUCUGUUUUGGCAUGUAAGGUCUUGUUUGAUUUCAAACUUAGGAAGGAAUUAUUGUAUUGUAGUUUAUGAGAUGUUGAGGUUUGUUUAUUUAUCUUUUGUUUUCUUCU